Messenger RNA from Puntigrus tetrazona (Sumatra barb), 1320 nucleotides. It is a transcript of the gene lgalsla, whose product is annotated as lectin, galactoside-binding-like a. The record is from RefSeq and is a predicted model, not a curated record. NCBI's taxonomy places the organism in Eukaryota, Metazoa, Chordata, Actinopteri, Cypriniformes, Cyprinidae. The transcript has 5 exons. Bases 183 to 674 code for a protein of 163 amino acids. Gene Ontology annotation, molecular function: carbohydrate binding.
AGGGCAAGCGCUCGGAUUAGCGUCCCGCCCACGUCACGACGCGAGGCCUGCAGGGCGCGCGCUGAUUGGACGGACGCUUCUCUCCGCGUUCCUCCGGAGACUCGGGCGAACCGAGCGGAUCGGCGUCCCGGAUCCCGAGCCGAGCCCGAGCUCGGGCUUCCCGCGGUGGGUCUGCGUGGAAGAUGGCGGAGCUGAGCGCGGUCCGACGCGAGCUUAGAACCAGAAACCUGAGCAGCUCCUUCGGGGAGUCGCCCCAAAAAGACGAGCCGCAGAAACUGGCCGUGCCUUUCUGCGGCGGCAUCCGGGGCGGAAUGAGACCGGGGAAGAAAAUCACGAUCAUGGGCGUCGUGAGCGCGGAACCGGACAGUUUGGACAUCAGCCUGACGUGCGGCUGCGGGGACGUGGCUCUGGACACCUGCGUGAGGUUCGAGGACCGGGAGAUCCUGAGAAACGCCUGCGUGUCUGAUCUCUGGGGCGAGGAGGAGAGGUCCAUACCCUACUUCCCCUUCAUCCCGGAGCAGCCUUUCAGGGUGGAGAUUCACUGCGAGCACCCGCGCUUCCGCGUGUUCGUGGACGGCCACCAGCUCUUCGACUUCUACCACCGCGUGACGCCGCUGGCGGCCAUCGACACCAUACAGAUCAGCGGCAGUCUGACCAUCACCAAGCUCAACUGACGCCCGCCGGCCGCCCGCUCUUGUCCAGUCCAACUAGAGUUUUUUUUACAAGCGCCACGAUUCUCGGGAGUCGGCGCGAAAUGCCAUUUGGCGCGAUUUUAAAAUAUUUUUAUCUCCCAGCCUGCGGGGCUCGCCUCGUUUCGUGGUUUUGGACUACAGAAAUAGAAAAUCCGUUCACUUAAGUAUAUAAUAAUGUUGAGCAAAUUACCGACGAGUCAGUGAGACGGAAGUAAAACGGUUUCAGGUCGACUUUACGGCGUUGAAAUGAAGAUGCUGAACUCAUAACGAUGCACAGCUUCGGUGGAUAGAGAUAUAUGACUUUAGUGUAACUCUCCAGCUAAUGUACUCAGGUCUGUUUAAUAAAUACGUGUGUAAGACUCUUUUACAGCAGUGGCGAUCCUUCCAGUCUAAUUCUAUUGACAUGCACUUGAUCAUACUUCAGAGCGAUGCAUUUCAUGUGUAGCUGCGCGGCGAGCCGCUGACGACGUGAGCUUCACUCGAGACUGGCGUUAAAUCAGGGAGGAAAGCGCUGCGCUCCAGUGCUUUCUGUGUGUUUAUUGUCUCGGAGCAGACGGUGCGUCACGUCAGCCUCUUCUUGAUCGCACGCACGCCGUUUCCAAUUAAUAAAGGCUUCUGUUUAAUCAAA